AUGGUCCCUCCGCCGACCAACACGGGCUCGCCGUGCGCCCACUGCCGCCACACCGAAUUUCUCCCCCUCACCUGCCCAAAGUGCCUCGCCCACUUCUGCUCGACCCACGCCCCGCCGUCCAACCACGCCUGCUCCGCCUCCCUCUCUCCUCCUCCACCGCCGUCCGGCCAGGUCGACUCGCCGAGCUUGACAUCGCUCCUCCCCGACCGAGACCGUCACGCACGCCUCGCCGCCCCAGAACCGCCGUCACCGCACGCCGCAGCCCUCCGGUCCCGACAGCAAGCCGCGCUCGCCAAGUUCAAGACCAAAGCCGCCGCUUCUCGCUCUUCCUCCACCACCUCCUCACCAGCACGAGGCCCCACCACCACAGCAGCGCCACCGCCCAAGCCCAUCAACCCAGCCCUCGCCCUCUCGCGCCUCAAGCACCGCGCCGCGCCGCUCGACCCGCGCCAUGCGACCAGGCAGGGGGACGUGCCCCUGGGCGAGCGCCGCUUCUUCUCUGUGCGGGUCGGAGGGAGCGAGGCGGACGAGGGGCGCGAGGUGUGGGCCGCAAAGUCCAUCUCUGGCGGCAAAGCGCUCGACCUCGCCGCCGACUUGCUCCACGUCUCGAACCGCAACCACCUCACGACCGACCCGGCGCAGCGCCUCUCGCUCGCCCUCUCCCACCCGCCCGACGACGCCCUCCCGCCACUCUCGCGCAUCGACCUCGCCCAGCCGCUCGCCGCGCAGGUCCCCGACGGCGCGUGCGUCGUGCUGCUCCGGGGCCAGGUGUGGGCGUGA
Molecule: messenger RNA, 780 nt
Organism: Rhodotorula graminis WP1
Lineage: Eukaryota; Fungi; Basidiomycota; Microbotryomycetes; Sporidiobolales; Sporidiobolaceae
Exons: 3
Coding region: 1-780 (259 amino acids)
Molecular function (GO): zinc ion binding
Source: RefSeq, a predicted model, not a curated record